Messenger RNA from Dermacentor silvarum, 1688 nucleotides. RefSeq lists its product as uncharacterized. The transcript has 4 exons. Bases 1 to 1149 code for a protein of 382 amino acids. The record is from RefSeq and is a predicted model, not a curated record. Gene Ontology annotation, molecular function: zinc ion binding. Lineage: Eukaryota; Metazoa; Arthropoda; Arachnida; Ixodida; Ixodidae.
AUGGAGCUACCUGCACUCUACGCGACCGUGCGUCAAGCCCAUCGUGGUUGGGCAUUUAAAGAAGAGGGCUACGUGAAGAACGUUAUGCUCAGUUUGAGCACUAGUGACCCACAAGUGGGUCUUGUUCGGGCGCCUUGCUUGCCAUCGAUGAAGUCCGGUGCCUACAUUGCGACGGCGUGGUAUCGCAAAGCAAGUGGGGACAUCGCUGGAGCGCACUGCACAUGUGUAGCCGGGCUCAGUCAAUCCUGUCAGCAUGUUGCUGGAGUGCUGCUGAGCGUAACGGACAAGACGGCCAAGGAACAAGAGUCCUGUAUCGAUGUGCCAUUAAAAAAACAGGCCCCAAGGUUGCCACUUCAGGACAUCCCCUUUCAGAGGCAUGUUGUGAGCAAGCCUGCCUACGUUAAGAAGCAGCGCAAGUAUGACCCCUGCCCCUAUGUGCGACCGUCUCAAGACGAGAUUUCGAAACUCAAGGCAAACCUUUCUGCAAUGUUGCUCUACCCAAGCAAUAGAGCCAUGAGCGAAGCCAUGGUUUAUGGAAGGAUGCAUGAGCAAGAUGCUGUUGAAGCAUAUUCCAUACUUAUACGCAGUCGAGAUGUGCAACUGGAGGUGACCGAAACUGGGUUGCACAUUCACAAGCACUACCCAUUUUUGGCUGCCUCUCCAUAUCGGAUUGUUGUCCUGGAUGGCGAGCAAGGAUUGCUCGAGGUAAAAUGCCUAUUUUCGAAAAAGGGUAUGACUGCAGAAGAUGCAUCCAAGGACAGCAAAUUUUGCUGCAUGCUGAAGGAUGGGCAAGUCUACCUAAAAAAAGACCACGCCUACUACUACCAAGUUCAAGGGCAAAUGGCUACAACAGGGCACAAGUGGUGCGAUUUUGUCAUAUGGACAGAGGCACAAAACCGAGGUGAAAUGCAUCACAUCCAUGUAGAGAGAAUUUUUUUCGAUCGGCCAUUCUGGGAAAAUCAUAUGCUCCCAGCAAUAUUGCACUUCAUGCUAAAAGCUUUCAUCCCAGAGGUGCUCACUAGACGUGUAAAGCGACUGGGCAAGCUAUAUACAACUGGACAGUAUGUCUCCUACAAGAAAAUUAAGGACGGUUUUUAUGUCUGUUCGCUGAAAGACAGCUUGGUGCUUAAUAUAAAGAAGCUCAAAUAACUGCAAGAACUACGGUACAGUUGCAAGUGCGCCCAAUUGAGGCUCGCGCGUUCACUUCUCUUCAACAAAUGGCUCCAAUGUCACUUAUCAUGGCGGUGUUUCCAUAACUUUCAGUGAAACUGUACUCCUGCAGGACGGCUGACCCCAACCUUCUGGCGCUGCCACUCAAGCGUAUCAGCACCACCAAAGGGAGAAGAAUGGCUCAUCAUGUAUCGACGUGCCACCAAGGGGAACAGGUGGGACCCAACCAUAAUUCUAGUCAAUGUCAUUUUCUAUCUGGACGGAGCAUUCCAAACACAUGAAGAGGAACUCACUAGCUGGGAGCAUUUCCCGGCGCACCCCAGCAGACUCCCUGGGACUACUUCAACGCAACAGGAUCCUUAAUUCAGUCCGUGGUUUGCUAGGAAGUUGGUAACUUAAGGCGCUCACCCUUCACUGUCAUCUAAAGAAAGUUCUUGCACCUGCCAUCACUCGGGUCGUACGCAUUGCCGACAGCAGAACGACUGGCGUAGUACGAAUGUGUACUGCCCGCAUAAGCA